ACCCUCGUUCCAGGGCAAAGCAGAAACCCCCGUAAGACGGUAGACCCUGAGCAGCUGUGAGGAGAUACCCCACGUCCAAGGGCAAAGGAGGAGCCCCGGCAAGACGAUGUCAUGGCACCCCCAGUACCGGAGCUCCAAGUUCCGCCACGUCUUUGGCAAACCAGCCAGCAAGGAGAACUGCUACGACUCCGUGCCCAUCACCCACAGUGUCCAAGACAAUCACUUCUGCGCUGUGAACCCCCACUUCAUCGCGGUCGUGACUGAGUGUACUGGCGGGGGUGCCUUCCUCGUCAUCCCCUUGCACCAGACAGGAAAGUUGGACCCCCACUACCCGAAGGUCUGCGGGCACAGAGGGAAUGUCUUAGAUGUCAAAUGGAACCCUUUCAAUGAUUUUGAGAUCGCCUCCUGUUCUGAAGAUGCCACGAUUAAACUCUGGGACAUCCCCAAGCAGCUGCUGACCAAGAACCUCACAGCCUUCAGGAAGGAGCUGGUGGGCCACGCCCGCAAAGUGGGCCUGGUGGAGUGGCACCCCACGGCUGCCAACAUCCUCUUCAGCUCCGGCUACGACUACAAGGUGAUGGUCUGGAACCUGGAUUCAAAGGAGACUGUAAUCAUGAGCCCCGUGAAGACAAUUAACUGUCACCAAGACGUGAUCCUCUCCAUGUCCUUCAACACCAACGGCAGCCUGCUGGCCACCGCCUGUAAAGACCGCAAGAUUCGGGUUCUAGACCCCCGAGCAGGGACUGUCCUCCAGGAAGCCAACUAUAAAGGGCACCGGGCCAGCAAAGUGCUAUUUCUGGGGAACUUGAAGAAGCUGCUGUCCACAGGCACAUCCCGAUGGAACAACCGGCAGAUGGCCCUUUGGGACCAGGAUGACCUGUCUGUGCCUGUCACAGAGGUGGACCUCGAUGGCUCCUCCGGUGUGCUGUUUCCCUUCUACGACGCGGACACCAGCAUGCUCUACGUGGUGGGGAAGGGGGACAGGAACAUCCACUACUAUGAGAUCAGUGCCAACAAACCUCACUUGAACUACCUGAUGGAAUACCACUCCUAUAAUCCACAGAAGGGGAUCGGAGUUAUGCCAAAGAGAGGUCUCGACGUGUCCUCCUGUGAGAUCUUCCGUUUCUACAAGUUGAUCACAACCAAAAGCCUCAUCGAGCCCGUAUCCAUGAUUGUACCCCGACGGUCAGAAUCCUACCAAGAGGACAUCUACCCGCCCACGGCCAGUGCCCAGCCCUCUCUGACAGCCCAGGAGUGGCUCAGUGGGAUGAAUAAAGAGCCCGUCCUGAUGUCCCUCAGGCCUGGGGCCGAGCCGCUGAGCCCGCAGCCUCUGCCCUCAGAGAGAACCCUGUCCGUGCCCACGGCCCCCACCUCGCCUCAUCUCCUCAACCAGACGGGAAGGCUGCUUGCAGAGGAUGGCCGGGGGCCCUUCUCCCUGCCAGAGGAGAAGGCGCCAAGGUGGGCGGCAGAACACAGGCUGGAGGAGAAGAAAACCUGGCUCACGGACGGCUUUGACAUCUUCGAGUGCCCCCCACCGAAGACAGAGAACGAGCUGCUGCAGAUGUUCUAUCGGCAACAAGACGAGAUCCGAAGGCUCCGGGAGCUGGUGACCCAGCGCGAGGUCCAGGCCAAACAGUUGGAACUGGAGAUCAGAAACUUGCGUAUGAGCUCACCAAGGCUCUGAGCAGAGUCCUCUGCCCUCCUCGCCCUCAGGGACACCAGUCGGCUCCAUGCGGAGGUCCAGAACCAAACCACAGGUCCUCCGGGAACAGCUACUGUUUCUAUAUUUUUUACCAGAAAUGAAACUCUUGGUCGCUGAAAGAUUCCAGUGGGACCUGCUGCCGAUUUUCCAAUUGCCUUCUUAAAACAAUGGUGUCUGAACUGA
Molecule: messenger RNA, 1885 nt
Organism: Odocoileus virginianus texanus
Lineage: Eukaryota; Metazoa; Chordata; Mammalia; Artiodactyla; Cervidae
Product: coronin-2A
Molecular function (GO): actin filament binding
Source: RefSeq, a predicted model, not a curated record